GUAGCGUAUCUCGGACGCUAAUGAAAGAAAGAAAUAUACAAAGGUAGAGGCGCUCAUAAUCUCCAUUUAGAUAGCAUGCGCCAACAACCCCUAAAAAGAUUCCCAACCCAAAAUCGAAGAACAGUACACUAAACCACCAGAGGGCGCCGGUUGCUGUUUUGACUCACAGUCUUGUUUUCUCUGGCAGAAACACAAUAAUCCCGAUCCGCAUACCAUCCCUUGCUGGUUGAAUCAGCGCUGGAAUUCUGCCACAUUGUCUCCCGUUACCAUGGCGCAUCCAUGAGGAAAGAAAGGGAGAGCUCGAUUAUUCCAGCUUCAUUUUACCUUUGCAGUUAUGUCGCGGUCUGGCGGCAUUUUUUCGCCAUGUCAGAGCUCUCUGCUUUCCUUGUCUUGUCAGUGCUGUUGAUUUUCUCCGAGCAUGGGCCGGUGAUGGUGGAGAGUGGCAGGGCCGCUGCCGGCCCUGGUACCAACAUGGGGAACAACAAUAUCAACACCAUCACCUUCCAGGAGGAGCCGAGCACGUACCAACAAAGCCAUCGCCAGAAUCAAGUGCAGAUGGUAUCAGUAUCAACAUCAGUAUCAAUGUUUACAUUAAAAGUUCAAGUCAAUGAUCUUGUGAGCCGCCAGUAUCUUAGGAAAGCUGCCGUUGAAGUGUUUGUGAACUACACUAGAACCAAUUCUGCAUAUACAGAAGAAAAUGGGGCGGUGUUACUGAGAGUACCAUACAAACUGGGAUUAACUUUAACAAUUGUGGCACGUAUGGAUGGCUAUGUGUUAACACCAUUGCCUUGGAAAACAGCAAAGAUGCCAAUAUUUUCCUCUGUGACCCUUUCGCUGAUUCCACAAAACCAAGGCAACAUCUGGCUGUUUGAAGAUUCAGUUCUGAUAACUGGAAAAAUAUCAGAUGUAACGUUACAGCCCAGCAUUCAGUUUCCAAAGAAUUUACUAAAACUGCCAGACCGCUCUAAUAUCUCUGGCGUGACAGCCUACCUAACACUGCCUCAGCUACCUACUGAUAAAGAUUUCCCUCUUUUUUACACAAUGGAGACUCUUAUCAACAGAUCAGGUUACAAGAGUAUCGAAUUGACCCCUGUGGCUGCAGUUAGCGCCCGUCUCUUCUCCAGAGGCAAAGAGGUUAAAGUCACCGGUCCAGUUCAGAUCAUGCUGCCUUUACCGGAGAAUACUAAAGUGAAAACUGCAGAUGCUGUGGCUGCAUGGGCUUUCGAUUCAAAAACAGGUUCCUGGGUUAAUAGAGGACUGGGGAUGGUGACGCAGGAUGAGGAUCAUGUUGUUUGGUCAUAUGUAGCUCCUCACCUUGGGUACUGGAUAGCUGCGCCUUUACCUACAAGAGGAGGUAUUAUUGGACGUACAACAACUCUGAUGGACUUUACCUCUUACCACACUUACCUUCUCAUGGCCAUUCUGGGAGGAACUGUUGUAAUUGUUUUUGGAUUUUUUGCUGUACUUUGUUGCUUUUGUAGGGGAAGAGUUUGUGAGCCACAGAAGGGUGAACGAGAUGUCAGUAAAAUGGAGGUCUUAAGGAAAGACCAGACCACUUCAACUAAUGGAAACCAGUCCAGACAUAAUGAAAACUCCUCCGACAUGCCCGUGAUGUCAUCCCGGGAUGGUUCUCGUAGAGAUGAAUCUGCAUCUACAAGACAGAAAGGGAACUUUAACAUCUACGUUGAUGAUGUUGGGCAUCCAUCUGAAAAACACUUUUAUGAAAAUCAGGGCAACUCUGCCACUCAGCCUGAAAGCUGUAGAUCUCAGCACCAGCCAACCUAUGUUAACAGCAGUGAGACUGUGAGGUCUAAAGAAAUGACACAGCAGCAAAGAGUACAUCUUGCUCUGAAUGGAAACAUAUACAGAAUUAGCCACUUUCCAGAAAGAUUAGUGCACAUUUAUAACCAACCAGUAGCCAUUCUGCAGGCUCCAGAUCUCUUUAGCACCCCUGAGCAGCUGUCGGGUUGCAAGUCUGCUACUUUACCAAGAAAGGGACAGCUGGUGUUCAACCCACUGAUGGAACCCAUGAGCAAAGACAGCUACACACAGACACUCCCCAAAAUGCAGCAGCUUUCACAUCUACAGCCAGAGACCUGUAGGCAACAGGAGGUCCUUAAAGGUCCACAGAAUUUAGCCUCCAACCCAGAGACCUGGGCCAGAUACAGCAGCAGCCUACUGGAGUCGGUGUCUGUUCCAGGGACAUUGAAUGAAACCGUGGGCAUGAGUCCAUUCUGCAGUGAACUUCAAGGCAUUUCAGAGCAAACUUUGCUGGAGCUGACCAAAGGCAAACCCUCCCCUCACCCGAGAGCAUGGUUUGUUUCAUUGGAAGGAAAACCCAUUGCCCAAGUGAGGCAUUCAUUCAUUGAUCUUCAGAAAAAGAAGAAACCUACUAAUAGCAAUGACACCAGCCUGGACUCUGGUGUGGAUAUGAACGAACAUCAUCCCAUCAGAAAACUGGAAAGGGAGAAGAUCUUUAUUAAGGGUAUGCCUCACAGCAAAAUCCUCUACAUGGAGGACUUUGAUUUGAGCAGCAGUGAGAGUGGGACAACUGCAGCCUGCACUCCUGAAGAUCCAUUAUUAAGACACAUACUGGACAGUGGGAGUGGACAGAUUGGGGAGGGACAGCCAGACAGAGAACAGGCAGAGGCAAUAAGCAUCCAAGAAGAGAGCGAGACACAGUCAACUCCAUCAUCAAAAAGACUGAGAAGGAACAAAGGGAAAUCGGACAGCAAAUCAAGUGGAUGGACAAAAAGGGAGGAAAGGCCUCUCAUGUCUUUAAACUAGCCAUUUUCUAAACAGGUCAGGUCAGAGGGGUGGUAAAGGCAUAACAGUAUCCCAGCAUUUGGUAAUGCACAUUGUGUAUUUCAAUUGAUUCUGAAUGUGCACUUAUACAUUUAACAAAAGCAUAGUGCAUUGUUGUCAUCUGACUCACCAACAAUAGGAUUUAUACUUUUUGGUGAGAAAGAAUGGUUAAAAAUAUACAGUAAUUCUUCUUGGUCUGUCUUGGACUUUUUCAAACAUGAAAACCUUUUGAACAAUGCAGCAUUGAAAAGGGACAAAUCUGUGUAGGUUCCAGCCUGUCUCUACAUAGUUCAUUUGAUUGGCUUCUGCCAAUGCUUAAAACAGUACAGCUGUGUCUGUAUGCUUGGGCACUCUUCACUUCAUGGUGUGUCCCAAUGGUUACAGGGCAAUGGCAAUGUUUAAUGGGUCUUGGUGUAAAUCUGGUUUAACAUUGUUGCUCAGUCAAAUAACACAAAUACUUGUACUCUGUAAUGAGCAGGAUGCAUUUUCAACAAGCUUACUGAAGAACUUGCAUGUAAAUAUGAAUCUGGUGGAAAUUAACCUGCCUUGUCUUUCAUCAACAUAU
Molecule: messenger RNA, 3370 nt
Organism: Polyodon spathula (Mississippi paddlefish)
Lineage: Eukaryota; Metazoa; Chordata; Actinopteri; Acipenseriformes; Polyodontidae
Gene: fam171b
Product: protein FAM171B
Exons: 8
Coding region: 280-2787 (835 amino acids)
Source: RefSeq, a predicted model, not a curated record